Messenger RNA from Symbiodinium natans, 894 nucleotides. The record is from the annotation of a GenBank genome assembly. NCBI's taxonomy places the organism in Eukaryota, Dinophyceae, Suessiales, Symbiodiniaceae.
AUGGCGGCCUUCGAACAAAGUCACCAAGUCGUCCUUGGGAUGAAGUCAAUGGCCCCCAAAGAUUUUGAGGCUUGGCAGAACUUGGCCAAACUGCCGGAGUUGUACGACCCGCCACAGAAGGCCAACCAGUGCUUCACAAAGUUCAUGUACUGCGCCGCCAAAUCGUCGCUUUGCUGCCUCAUUCCACCGGCGAGGUUGUGCUUGGUCCCAUGUUGUCAGAACAGGUUUGCGGACAUCACGGCCGGGGAUGAAUGGUUAGAACAGAUGCUCAAGGUGCCGAGCCACAAAAAUGCUCCCGAGCACCUCAAAGGAGCUUGGUGGCUGCAGGACAACAUUGCCGGAGAAGGCAUCAUCACCUUCCAUGAUGCGGACUGGCAGAGCGAGUCAACGGGAAUGAAGAUCUCCAAGUACAACUGGACCAUUGAUGCGUGGAACCUGUGGGGCUUAAUUUUGACGUGCAACGGCUACUGGACGGGUGGCGGGCACUUGCUUGAGACGUCGCCCAACGGCAAGUGGACUCACAUUACCUUUGCGGAGACAAAGGCAUCCCACUGGAUCUACGUCAUUCAGCCAGAAGAUGUGUUCAAGACACCAGACGGGGAAGUGAUUGACGUGACUCCCGGUGAUGACAUGAUGCGAAUCUCCUUCGACUCAUUGGACACCACCGGGGGGAUUGGGUUUCAGUACUUGGUGCGGCGUGUCGCUUAUCUUGAUGAAAGUGGCAAGCUCGUCAAGACACCAAACCAUGAGAAGUUGAUGAAGGUUGCAAAAUCCGGCUCGCAAUUCUGCUGUUUCGACUGUGGGACCCAUAAGAUGAAUGCCAUCCAGCGAACUCAGAAUUUCCGGAUCGCCAAGCCACCGAAGCAAGCCACCAUGGAGGGCGAACGCAUGUGA